GCCAUCAGAAGUUAUCUGGAACCAGCGCCUGUCUGUGGUGCUAUUUCUUUCUUGUCAGUUCCCCUUUCUGCAUUUGAGUUCUAGUCUCAGCCCUGACAUUAUUUCUUUCUCUACAAAGAGUGUUAGGAAGUUAUGGGGAGCUCACAAAGGCUCCUUAUCGUUUAUUCUUAACACCUUGUUUCUGUGUUCCUCGGGAAUGUCACUGAGCUUAUACAUCUGGUCUCUGGGAGCUGCAGUGGAUGGGCAUUUGUGACAGCACUAUGGAACUGAGUCACACUCUCCUUGUGAUGGCCCUCCUGCUCUCUGGUGUUUCUUCCAUGAAGAGUCAAGCAUAUUUCAACAAGACUGGAGAACUGCCAUGCCAUUUUACAAACUCUCAAAACAUAAGCCUGGAUGAGCUGGUAGUAUUUUGGCAGGACCAGGAUAAGCUGGUUCUGUAUGAGAUAUUCAGAGGCAAAGAGAACCCUCAAAAUGUUCAUCUCAAAUAUAAGGGCCGUACAAGCUUUGACAAGGACAACUGGACCCUGAGACUCCACAAUGUUCAGAUCAAGGACAAGGGCACAUAUCACUGUUUCAUUCAUUAUAAAGGGCCCAAAGGACUAGUUCCCAUGCACCAAAUGAGUUCUGACCUAUCAGUGCUUGCUAACUUCAGUCAACCUGAAAUAACAGUAACUUCUAAUAGAACAGAAAAUUCUGGCAUCAUAAAUUUGACCUGCUCAUCUAUACAAGGUUACCCAGAACCUAAGGAGAUGUAUUUUCAGCUAAACACUGAGAAUUCAACUACUAAGUAUGAUACUGUCAUGAAGAAAUCUCAAAAUAAUGUGACAGAACUGUACAACGUUUCUAUCAGCUUGCCUUUUUCAGUCCCUGAAGCACACAAUGUGAGCGUCUUUUGUGCCCUGAAACUGGAGACACUGGAGAUGCUGCUCUCCCUACCUUUCAAUAUAGAUGCACAGCCUAAGGAUAAAGACCCUGAACAAGGCCACUUCCUCUGGAUUGCGGCUGUACUUGUAAUGUUUGUUGUUUUUUGUGGGAUGGUGUCCUUUAAAACACUAAGGAAAAGGAAGAAGAAGCAGCCUGGCCCCUCUCAUGAAUGUGAAACCAUCAAAGGGGAGAGAAAAGAGAGCAAACAGACCAACGAAAGAGUACCAUACCACGUACCUGAGAGAUCUGAUGAAGCCCAGUGUGUUAACAUUUUGAAGACAGCCUCAGGCGACAAAAGUACUACACAUUUUUAAUUAAAGAAUAAAGUCCAUAUAACUGUCCAUUGUUUAUAUGCCUUUCCCUUCAAGUUUUGGGCUUACCUUUUUUUGUCUAUUAAUAUUAUUAUUACCAUUAAUAAUAGUGGAGGUUCCAGGACUCCAUCUGAGAAAGCCACCCUGUAAUGCCAGCUCUGCUCCCUACCUCAGGAGCAGACCUUAACUGCUUCUUUUCAUUUCAGAGCAAAUUUGUGCGCCAAGCUCACCUGACUGGCUCCUGGCUCAGGAAUAAUGUUUAAGACUAACACCUCCUGUUUCACAUUCAGCCUUCUUUUCUUAAUUUUAUAAAUUGCGUUUUAUGUAGAACUCCCAAUUACUGGAAUAAUGGCUUUUAUCUAUGAUAAUUCUAAGGUAGUGCCUCAUUCUAUCUUGUAUAUUUGUGACUGAAUAACUACCUCUUCAGUCUUGUGGGAGUUAUAUAUUUUAUGGCUUUUAUAGUAUUGCUAUUAAUAUCUUGAAACAUGAAGAGAUGUGUACUAUAAUAAUGUAAUUACUAUGACCUGAGAAAAUCACUGCUGAGGAGCUCUUGUCCCUCUGUGAAGAUCAGUAGGAAAAUGGUGGCUUGGCGUGCUGACAAUGAUGAGCAGACCAACUCAAAAUUUGGAAAAUUAAGAACAAUGAAGAUGGAAUCAGCUCUGGAUCCUGGAUCCACUUCUAUCUGGGCCCUUGCUAACCUGAGAAGGAUCCGCCUGCGGAACAAGCUAUAGAUAAGCCUUAGCAGAGAACACUGGGUCAAGCACUGCGCAUUGUGAACCUACUUCUCUUCUUGAAAGAAAUGACUGAGAUGAUGAUCCAGGGCAACUAUGCAAGAGCCAACUGAGAGAUCACAACACUCAAAAGAGAAAAAAAAUGAAAGAUCUUGACAACAGAGAUGCACAUGAAUGUCCCGUCUGUCCAGUCCUCUGACAAACCUUGGGAUUAGCAACAGGUAGACAGUCUGUCCAAAAGGACUUAAGACAGACAGCAGCUUCCAUGGUGGUUGGUGAGAAGUUUGGAUAAUAAUCAAGUUAUUGUGAUGUUUCAUCUGGCUGCAGGCAGAGCAGGGGAGGAAGACCUAUCAUCUUGAUAAUGGGAUAAAUGGAAGGAAGCUUAGGACUCUUUCAACUUACUUCUGAGACACAAAGAGCUAGAGUGGAAUCAGGAGGACCAAGAUGUAAAUCAUCUAAAGGCCAACUUAGCUGGCAGGUGCCCUAGGGAGAGAUCAGCUGGCCAAGAGCAGGGCUGGCAAAUUUAUAUCUGAGGACUGUCUAUAUGUCAUUAUAAAUGAUGGGGAAACUGGGUACACGAGAGGACUAUACUAGCCCAGUAGAGAUGAGUCAGAUGACCCUGGCUCUAAAGCAGCAUCACUAAGGGACGAGGCAGCCUCAGUCCAAACCAAGAGAGAACUUUGGGGGGCCCAACCCACAGAAAUAUUUCUUCUUAUUCUACAUAAAGGAAUCUAGAAGGUUGUAGACAGCUGUACUAGCCAUGCUUGUCCUUGUAAUAUUACCAUUUGUGUGUUCUUCCCUGCAUUUGCUUCAUUAGGCCAUAAGCAUCUUGUUGGUUUCUAACAUGUUUCAUAUAGUGAGUUCUUAAUAAAUUUUUCUUAAAUUGA
Lynx canadensis (Canada lynx) is the source of this 2853-nucleotide messenger RNA. RefSeq names its product CD86 molecule (gene CD86). NCBI's taxonomy places the organism in Eukaryota, Metazoa, Chordata, Mammalia, Carnivora, Felidae. Bases 240 to 1238 code for a protein of 332 amino acids. The transcript is spliced from 7 exons. Gene Ontology annotation, biological process: cell surface receptor signaling pathway; immune response; cellular response to lipopolysaccharide. The record is from RefSeq and is a predicted model, not a curated record. Gene Ontology annotation, cellular component: external side of plasma membrane.